AUCCUUUCUGGCUUUAAUACUUCUAGCGGGUCGUUUACACGAAGUUGACCGAGAAGUUAGUUUUCUGCAAUUAGUUUUAGGGAAUUGGCUACCAAACGAUACAAUUACAGCGUCGAAAACAAGAGGAACAGCUCAAACUGGACAAGGAAACAACGUCAAAAGCAAUACGAAUCAGCUGACAGCGUCUCAAAAGCAGCAUUUCAAUCACCUAAAGAACGAUAUCAAACAUUUUAUAAUGGAAUUAUCUUCAGCUAGAACAACAUUAGUUUUGAGUGUUGUAUUUGUAGUCAUAUACAUAUUUAGUUGGUGGUGGAUGGCAUUUGCUAUUAAACAGGUUCGAGAAGGGGGUAACGUUUCUUUAAGAACUGUGCUCUUACUAUCCGUUUUUGCUGCCGUAGAUAUUGCUGCCAGUGCUGGAUUUAUCUUGUUAAGGAUUAUUAUGUAUAUUAAAAGAGAUAGGUUAUAUCCAAGUGAUAUGAGGUCUCCCAAUGCUAUUUUAGAACACGAUCAACUUGCUGCAUAUGCAGCUUUAAGAUUAGUUACUUUACAGUCAAGUUGUGCGAGCACUGAUGUUCUUGUAACUAUUGUUGUUGGUUUCUUAACUGUUCUCAGGGUUUACAGCGUAAUGUGUGUCGUUUCUUACUACAAGAAGGCGAAAAAUGGAGAUAGAGACUUAUUCCAAAAAGAAGUAACGGGAGGUUCAGAAGCUACAGAAAGGACAGGAAGUGAAUCUAUUAAAGAUAUGGAUGAAUAUAUCCCUAGACCAUUACUAAUCGAUUACAACUCUAAGAAGCAUCACAGCUACAGCGGUCAUCGAGGUCCGAGAUCAAACACGAGUGCUACAGCAUCAACAGACGGAGAUGCAUUAAGAGAUUUAAAAAUUCAAGCAUCCGAUAUGUCCGUAGACAUGCAGAAAGCUGCAGUUGCAAGCGCUACUCAAGCAAUAAAAUUAUAUACUGCUGAAAAACAUAUUGCGGAAAGUAUCAAGCAAGAUUUCGAUCAGAUGUAUCAUCCUACUUGGCACUGCAUCGUCGGAAGAAAUUGGGGAAGUUGCGUCACACAUUCUAAACAGUGCUACGUACGUUUAGCAUAUAAAGAUAUGACCAUUAUGUUGUAUAGAUCAACAUGAAUCGAUUCCAACGUUAAUUUAUUAAAUGACUAAAUAUUACAGCCAUCUAUUUAUUAAGUUAAUAUUUUAAAAUUGGUAAAUUAUAAUUUUAAAACACAAUUUUAUAUAAGCUACAGAUGAAAAAUGCCGCUUUUUUAAACAGAGUUAAUAACUUUUAAACAAGAUGAAAGAACAACUUUGCUGAAGUGUUACAAGUAGCAGCAAGGUCAAGAAUCUCAAACAGAGUCAAAGUACGACUUUUAAUUGUUUAUUUUUUUAUUAUAGUUAAAUCUUGAAUGCGAUUUUAAGAUUUAGAAAACCAGAUCGGCAGCCUUUUAAUCUUUCAAUAAAACUGCAAUUUUUCUAUAUUCAAAACUCGUUUCUUUUAUGGAGAAUGCGACGAUUGACAUGAGGCUCUUAUAUAUAUUUAUACAUCAUGUUGAGUUUUACAGCAUGAAACGAGGAAAUAUGGUUAAAUAAGCAAAACACGUCGAUAUAAAUGAGUUUUCCGUGAUCGAAGAUCGGUAGUUAAGAGUUUUGUAACAGUAAAUAUAUCGAUAUAUAUUUGUAUAAUGAAAUAUAAUAAUGAAUUAUUUGUAAA
Centruroides sculpturatus (bark scorpion) is the source of this 1709-nucleotide messenger RNA. RefSeq lists its product as uncharacterized. The coding region runs from base 236 to 1129 and encodes 297 amino acids. Gene Ontology annotation, biological process: cilium assembly; microtubule-based process. The record is from RefSeq and is a predicted model, not a curated record. Gene Ontology annotation, cellular component: cytoplasmic dynein complex. Gene Ontology annotation, molecular function: dynein intermediate chain binding; dynein light intermediate chain binding. Lineage: Eukaryota; Metazoa; Arthropoda; Arachnida; Scorpiones; Buthidae. The transcript is spliced from 8 exons.